AUCCCCAUGAGAACACCCCUUACAGAGCUUUUAAUGAAACAAGAUUUCUUUAUCUUUCCCUAAAAUAUUCGAACUAAUUACUUAGUGACAAUGACCUCAUUACAAGUCUUUAGUAGGCUUGAGAUACCUUGGACCUAUAUAAGGAAAAUUAUUAACUUUUAAAUGUCAUUUGUACAAAAAUGACUUUCAAACAUUAUUUAAUAUUUCUUUUAUAUUUAGCUGGCAUUAUUUUGUGUGGCGAAGCAGUAUUCUUUCCUUCUGAUGGUAUUGUUAGUGCGGUUAAAAAGGCGCCAAGAUGGAACUUGCCCUGGCUUGGCUUAGGUUUAUGGUGUAACGGUUGCCCGGCGCUUGGUUGCGAGGACGACGAAGCCAUCAUCCAUGGUUACUGUUGUGGUUGCGCUUACUCAUUAGAUAAGCUGCCAGUGUUGUGCCCAGAGUUCCUUCAGUGUCCAUUAAACUUACACGGUCUUUGUCACGACUACGAGUACAUGAUGAGAUGCUGUUGUUAAAAUAGUUUUAUAUUAACUUUCACUCUCCUUAAGUAUAGUCUGUCACAUUGUAA
Danaus plexippus (monarch butterfly) is the source of this 562-nucleotide messenger RNA. RefSeq lists its product as uncharacterized. The transcript is spliced from 3 exons. Bases 180 to 509 code for a protein of 109 amino acids. The record is from RefSeq and is a predicted model, not a curated record. NCBI's taxonomy places the organism in Eukaryota, Metazoa, Arthropoda, Insecta, Lepidoptera, Nymphalidae.